AUGGCUUACUGCUCUUACUUGAACCUUUAUUUGGCUUUCUAUCUUUCAUGUAUUGCACCUCUUUCCCUUGCACAAACUGCAAAGUCGAGUGUGCCAUUUAAAGCUGUGAAUCUAGGAGAUUGGCUUGUUACUGAGGGAUGGAUGAAUCCUUCUCUCUUUGAUGGAAUAACCAACAAAGAUCUUUUGGAUGGAACUCAAGUUCAAUUCAUGUCUACAAAUCUGCAGGAGUAUCUAUCUGCAGAAAAUGGUGGUGGAACUGAUGUGGUUGCUAACCGUGCCUCAGCCUUUGGUUGGGAAACUUUCAGGUUGUGGAGGGUCAAUGACUCAUCUUUCAACUUUAGAGUGUUCAACAAGCAAUUUGUAGGGUUGGGAGGCCAAGGGACCCAAGUAAGAGCAGAUUCAAAUGCACCUGGCGACUCUGAAACAUUUCAGAUCAUCAGGAAUGAUGGUGAUCCCAACCGAGUUCGUAUAAAAGCAACCAAUGGGUUAUUCCUUCAGGCAAAAUCAGAAACAUUGGUCACUAUUGAUUAUGAAGGCUUGGGUUGGGAAGAUAGUAAUCCAUCUAACUUCAAAAUGACAAUCGUCAAGACCUUGAAAGGAGAAUACCAAAUCACGAAUGGUUAUGGCCCAAAUAGAGCGCCUCAAGUCAUGCGGGAUCACUGGAACACUUACAUUACUGAUGAGGAUUUCGGAUUCAUGUCAUCAAAUGGUCUGAAUGCAGUGAGAAUUCCUGUUGGGUGGUGGAUUGCACAAGAUCCAACACCACCAAAGCCGUUUGUUGGGGGCUCUCUGCAAGCCUUGGACAAUGCUUUCACAUGGGCAAAGAAAUAUGGGAUGAAAGUAAUUGUUGACCUACAUGCAGUUGAAGGAUCGCAAAAUGGAAAUGAGCACAGUGGGACAAGAGACGGAUAUCAGGAAUGGGGAGCUUCGAACAUACAGGAUACAGUGGUAGUCAUAGACUUCCUAGCAAAAAGAUACGCCAACAACCCAAGCCUUGCAGCAAUCAAGUUAAUGAAUGAACCUCUUGCACCAGGUGUCACUCUAGACACCUUAAAAAAAUAUUACCAAGCGAGUUAUGAUGCAGUACGGAAGCACACUCCAAGUGCUUAUGUGAUCCUCUCAAACCGACUAGGACCUGCUGAUCCAAAGGAGUUACUCUCAUUUGCUAGAAACCUGAAUCGCGUGGUCAUUGACGUGCAUUACUACAAUCUCUUUUCUAAUAAGUUUAACAACAUGGAUGUACAACAGAACAUCGAUUACAUCUACAAUCAGCGAGCUUCAGACGUCAAAGAUGUGACAACUUCCAAUGGCCCCCUCAGUUUUGUUGGGGAAUGGACUGCAGAAUUCGCAAAAGGUGGAGCCUCAAUGCAAGACUACAAGAGAUUUGCAAAUGCUCAAAUAGAUGUCUAUGAGGGUGCCACUUUUGGAUGGGCGUACUGGGCUUACAAAUGUGCAGCAAAUCAUUGGAGCCUCAAAUGGAUGAUUGAAAAUAACUAUAUAAAGCUCUAG
This is a messenger RNA of Alnus glutinosa, 1509 nucleotides long. RefSeq names its product probable glucan 1,3-beta-glucosidase A. Gene Ontology annotation, molecular function: actin filament binding; hydrolase activity, hydrolyzing O-glycosyl compounds. Gene Ontology annotation, biological process: establishment or maintenance of cell polarity; cell migration; actin filament bundle assembly. The record is from RefSeq and is a predicted model, not a curated record. Gene Ontology annotation, cellular component: actin cytoskeleton; cytoplasm. NCBI's taxonomy places the organism in Eukaryota, Viridiplantae, Streptophyta, Magnoliopsida, Fagales, Betulaceae.